Messenger RNA from Prorocentrum cordatum, 952 nucleotides. NCBI's taxonomy places the organism in Eukaryota, Dinophyceae, Prorocentrales, Prorocentraceae. The record is from the annotation of a GenBank genome assembly.
AGCCGUUUUGGCUCAGGCUGUCUUGGCGCAGGGUUCGGUAGAGAAGCAAGCUCGCGGCCUCUGCCGCCCAGUUUUUGCACUAGACGCCAUGGCGGAGGAGGAGGCCGCCGCCACCACGGCUGCGGAGGAGCCGAAGGAGGCGAAGUUCGAGGGCGUGGUGACUGGCAAGUACAACUGGGGCGCGGACACGAAGAACAGGGCCGCGGACGCAGACAUCGCGGGCGAGGCCAUCACGAAGUACGCCUGGUCGGACGGGAAGAAAACGGUGAGCGUCUACGUGGAGAUGGAGGGUUUGGAUGACGUGGCCGACGAGGCCUUGACCACCGAGUCGGGGGAGAAGGAUUGCUCGCUCACCAUCGCCGCGAUCGGCAGCCCCCCGAAGAAGAAAACACUGACGCUCUCGGGAGUGAGCAACGAGAUCGAUGGCGUGAAGCUGACGAGGAAGAAGGGCAAGAACAUGGUGGUGCUGAAGUUGCAGAAAAAGGAGGAGAAGUCGUGGUUUCAGCUCCUCGAGGGCAGCGGCGGCGGUGGCGGCGGAGACGACGACGACAUGGGCGGCAUGGGCGGCAUGAUGGGCGGCAUGGGCGGCAUGAUGGGUGGCAUGAUGGGCGGCGGCAUGAUGGGCGGCGGCAUGAUGGGCAUGUGAGCGGCGGCCUCCACCAUCACCUCACCCUCGCCUCCUGGGCGCUUGUUGCUCGCUUGUGCGUUUGGAGAGCGCGGGCGUACCUACUCGAGCACUGCACCGGGCGUGCCACCGCCCAGGGGUGGGUCCCUUCCGAUGGGCCGAGGAGUUCUCAGUAGCCGUGUUCCCUGCUUCUCCUCUGGUCAUGUCGGCGGCGCGGAGGCGGUCGUGUCAGCAGCGUAGGUGUUCUAUGUAAUGGCCUUCAGCCCAUCCCACCACCAUAACUCAAUUGUGAGUCAAAGUUCUCAAGAAUACUACUUCAAAUCUCUU